Messenger RNA from Jaminaea rosea, 1109 nucleotides. RefSeq lists its product as hypothetical. Bases 1 to 1059 code for a protein of 352 amino acids. The record is from RefSeq and is a predicted model, not a curated record. The transcript has 4 exons. NCBI's taxonomy places the organism in Eukaryota, Fungi, Basidiomycota, Exobasidiomycetes, Microstromatales.
AUGAUUGUGACCAUCUUCAACGAGAAGUUGCAUGCCAAACGUGAGCUACCUGUGAUGCUUGACUUGCGGAUACACCGCCGGUCGAAGAAGAAGGAGCCUUGGACAGCCGCUACGACCCCUAUCAAGUGCUCGAGGGCCACUGAAUUCUGUCGUUGUGUCGCUUUGUACAUCGCCGUACUCCCCUCACUCGCCCAGCCCGUUGACCCGCCUUCACUUCUUCCUUCGCCGGCCAAACGCGUGACCACGUGGCACAGGGCGGCACUAAUUUUGUGCCCGCCCGUGCUCGCGCGCACGGGCUCCCACGCAUUGGCGGAUGUCUCACACAAGGAUUCCCACCACUCAACUUCUACCUCUUCGUUGCCGCUUCUUGGCGCCAUGUCCUCCUCGCGCCUGUAUGUCAACCUCUACAAGCAGGCCAAGUACCUAGUACUCGGGAGCGCUUGCCUGUAUGUUACACGGACCGACUUGGCAUUGCGAGAUGUGGGACUUGUACACUCGGUGCGACCCUCGAUGCUUGGAUGGAAGACGCAGGCGACGUUGGCAAUCGCGGGCGGAUGCCUCGCGCUCUCGAUUGGAUUGUUCGCUGCGGUGAUGGUGUUGAGUGGGCGGGGGGCUGUGGAAAGAGGCAAGCCCGACUCAUGGCAAGGCAACAAGACACUUCGCACGCUGGUACCGCUCCUUUCGCUCGCGCUCGUCGUGGGCUUUCCGGCUCUGGUCAUCGCACUCAGUCCGCUGUGCAGUCCUCCAUUCCCUUCACUCCUGGCAUCGCCGACACUCGCGGCCAAUCGCCUGGCCCUGUACACUACGCAGCGCCCAUACAGCUUCUCCGCUUCGCCCUCGGCGAUGUGCGCCAUCUCCAAGGACUCGACGAAUCCUCUCCUCUGCUCGCCCACGCACAUCUCUGCGCCGUGGGCUUGGUUCGUGGCGAUCGUGGGGGCGGCAGGCGUCUAUCAGAUCGUGCUGGGUGCAGUCGGACUCGUGGGCGUCUUUGUGGGCGCGCCGGUCAGCCUGCGUGGCCAACGCGGCGGCGAGCGCAGCGAGGAUAGAAAGGCGAGGUAGCCGCCAAGACAGCGAUGAAUGAAAGCCAGCGCGGCACUCGCACAAGUAAC